GUUCUGUAUUCACCAAUGAAUAUGUUAAUUGUAAUAAUUCUUUUGGUGACUACUUUUCAUCUCAACCUAACCUUAGCUGGACCAUUCAGAUUUCAGCACAAAACUGAAGUGUCAUGGAUGGCUUGUUCUGAUGCAUUAGGUAAGUUGGCUUUAUUUUCACAUCCAGAUGAAAAGCAAAAUCAGAAUUUUUGCAAUCCCAAUAACCAUUGUGCUUUAGGUUCCAUUUCACAUUGUAUGAUUGAUCAUGCAGCGGAUUCUAUCGAAGAGAUAAAUCAAUUUUUAAAAAGUUGUGAAGGUUCUGGCUUGACUUUGGAACAGUUCGAGCACGCUUACUUGAAUGCCACCCCUUAUAUGAAAACUAGAAAUCCUCCAAAAAAUGAAUAUGCUUUGCAGCCAACAUAUUUCCCUCUUUCGGUUCCCCAGAAUGCAUUUACUGAAGCUUACAAUCAAGCAUAUGGAAGUAUUUUGACAGCAAAUUACACAUUAAUAUUUGGGAUUCUUCUUGAAUCUUAUUGGUUUAUAAUAAUGAUGCUUGCUACUAUAAACCACUGGGUUUAUUUCUUUACUCCAACACUCAUCAGAAAUCUCCAUUCUCCUGUAGUAAAUUACUUUAGAUCAAUUUUCAUCCUAGCCCCAACAGAUAACAAACAUCAUGCUAACCCAAUAAAGAAAUUCAUGAUUUUUCGAAUGCUUCUUCCUCUUAGAUUUGAAAGUUUUAUUAUUUCUUUUUGGUUCAUUUUAAUGAUCAUUUUUGCCUCAGCAGAUAUCUACACACCUACAGGAGGCACUAUUCAUCUUUCAAUAGGACAUAGAGCUGGUUGGUUGGUAGCUUAUACUCUUCCUAUUAUAUUUUUGUUUUCUGGAAGGAAUAAUUUCUUACAGUACCUUACAGGAUGGCAAUUCAGUCGAUUUUUGAUUUUGCAUCGAUGGGUAGCUCGAAGUGCAAUUUUACUCAUAAUUGUCCAUGCUUCCAACUAUACAAUGGCACUUAAACACUUUGGUGUUUACAAGGAGUUUUUUCAACAAGGGUUUGUUAUUGCUGGAGUAACUGCUGGAACUGCUAUUGGUCUAUUGAAUGGUCAUUCUUUUCAGAUAUUUAGAAACUCCAAUUAUGAAUUAUUUGUUUUGAUCCAUAUUUUAUUAGCUACUGCUGUUGUUGUAGGUGGAUGGAUUCAUACUAGUCAUUUUGACUGCCCUCAAUUCUUUUAUGCCACAAUAACUAUAUGGGGCGUUGAUAAAUUGGCAAGAAUUGUACGAAUAAUCAGUUUUGGUAUUCAAACAGCUCAAGUUGAGUUACGAGCUGAAGAAACUAUAAAAGUGUCUGUUAAAAAGCCUCACCAUUGGAAGGCACAUCCUGGAGCUCAUUCUUUCAUUUACUUCUUCAAGCCUACCUGUUUUUGGCAAGCACAUCCAUUCACUGUAGUUGAUUCUAUCUGCGAUGAAAAUACCAUUACUCUGUAUAUUAAGGUCAAAGGAGGAAUGACGCAUGGAUUAUUCAAACAUUUAUUGAAAUGUCCAGAUAAUAAAGACCACAUUAAAGUUUUGGUAGAAGGUCCAUACUCUCUGAAGUUACCACUUCAAAUAUUUGAUACCGUGGUGUUUUUAGCAGGUGGUAAUGGAAUCCCCGGACUAUUUGCUGAAGCCUUGGAUUUGUAUCACAAGUCAAAUGGUAUUAAACAUAUCAAAAUUUACUGGGUGAUUCGUGAAUUCAAAUGCAUAGAUUGGUUUUAUGAUGAAUUAAAGAGAGCUUUCCAAUGUGAAAUUGAAAUCAUUAUUUAUAUUACUAGGGCAGGAUCAUUGGACUUUGAUUUUACAAGAAAUAGUUUUGAGAAUUCCGAACCAUUUGAAAAGAGUCACGUAAGAAAACCUACUAAUUCUACUAAAGAUAAUACAACUAUUGAAAAUUCAUUAACUAAUUCUAGUUUUAAGGAAAGUUUGAAUUUUAUAGAAUUUAGGGAAGGUAGACCAAACUUGCAGCAAAUUAUUGAUUUUGAAAUUCUUUGUUGUAAGGGUCCUAUUGCUUUUGCAACCUGCGCACAUCCGUCCAUGGUGGAUGAUGUUAGAGUUUCAGUGAUCAAGGCAUUGAGAUCAGAUUGUUCAAAACGAAUUGAACUCUUUGAUGAAUUACAAAGAUGGUGAAUGAUAAUGUUUUAUUUUACUUAUAAUAAGCUUAUUUUCAUAUUUAGUUAUAUAAAUGAGUUAUAUAAAUAUAUUAGUAGUAUAUACAUUUCAAUGCG
Molecule: messenger RNA, 2237 nt
Organism: Scheffersomyces amazonensis
Lineage: Eukaryota; Fungi; Ascomycota; Pichiomycetes; Serinales; Debaryomycetaceae
Exons: 1
Coding region: 16-2139 (707 amino acids)
Biological process (GO): copper ion import; intracellular iron ion homeostasis; iron ion transport
Cellular component (GO): plasma membrane
Molecular function (GO): ferric-chelate reductase activity
Source: RefSeq, a predicted model, not a curated record